This is a messenger RNA of Polistes canadensis, 4155 nucleotides long. RefSeq names its product myelin regulatory factor-like protein. The transcript is spliced from 18 exons. The coding region runs from base 206 to 3676 and encodes 1156 amino acids. Gene Ontology annotation, cellular component: nucleus; endoplasmic reticulum membrane. The record is from RefSeq and is a predicted model, not a curated record. Gene Ontology annotation, biological process: positive regulation of DNA-templated transcription; protein autoprocessing. Lineage: Eukaryota; Metazoa; Arthropoda; Insecta; Hymenoptera; Vespidae. Gene Ontology annotation, molecular function: DNA-binding transcription factor activity; sequence-specific DNA binding.
AUAUAUUUUAAGAAAUAAACAAUAAUAAUUAAUUACAAGAAGAAUAGGACGAUAAAAAGAAAGAUAGAUAAAGAGAGAAAGAAAAGAAGGAAAGAGAACGUCUAAUAUGCGGGACGUCAUUGGGUCGAGCAAGCGAGCUCCGAGACAAAAUGGGGCCCGUUGAUCGGGCCCGGAAGAGUGCUGGGCUCCGAUCACGAACGGAGGUAUGGAUGUCAUCGGGGACGGGGACGAGCAGACCCUCCAGGCGAUUCUAGGUCGAGGUGACUUCGUUGGAGGAAUUGACAACGAAGCCUUUGACUUUUCGCAGUUGGAGGAUUUCAUUAACAGCGACAGCGAACAACCAGCUACAUAUUUCGCGGACACUCUCGCAGCAGAAGAAAACGGAAGUGGACCGACGAAUCAUGGUGAUCGAAUUGAAGCAACGGGUAGUCAACAAACACCGCAACGUUUACCUUCACCAAUCGUUCACAACCAUGCUGUGUCAAACGCAUGUUCCUCUGGUACCACCACUACCACCGUCCCAAAUGGUACCACCUACAAAGAUCCACAAUCGUACGUUCAUCCACAUCCGUUGCCAGAAAGUCCACCGGACAGUGGAAGCGAACCACCAUAUUCUCCACCUGGACAUCAUGAUCCUCAACACGCUCACUCGCCACAUCAAAAGGCAGCCUUACAAGAAAUACUUUUACAUCACCAAGGUAGUACAUCCAAUUAUCCAGGCAAUUUGUUACCAUCCUCACCAAGAACAUUGGCUACGUCUACCGAUUCCUUGUUGUUGACACAUCCGGUCUUAACUCCUCAUCUUACGUCAGGAACGACGAACUUGUCGACGCAACAACAAAUUGCACCACCCUUAGUACCGUUGUCGCACGAACAUGCUAACGAUGGUAUUAACACCUUGUAUUCGUCUCUUCAGUCAGCACCUAAAAAGAGAAAACUUAGUCAGGAUGGACUCGUCCACGUCAAACAGUCUUCGCAUAAGGAACCGGAACUGGGAACGGUGGAACAUAGUUGCAGCAGUAGUAGUGCUGUUCUCGAUGGUGACGAAGUUGCUGACAGCAAUUACAUUGAUCCUAGUUAUCAAUGUAUUCGAUUUCAUCCUUUUCAACAAACUUCUUGGCACGUACUUUGCGAUCAUAAUCUAAAAGAACUUCCUGUACCGCAUUACAGAGUCGAUGCAGAUAAGGGAUUUAAUUUCAGUAAUUCUGAUGAUGCUUUUGUUUGCCAAAAGAAAAAUCAUUUUCAAAUCACUUGCCAUGCUCAACUUCAAGGAGAGGCUGUAUUUGUUCGAACUGGUGAAGGUCUGAAAAAAAUAAAUAGCUUUCAGUUACAUUUUUAUGGAGUUAAAGUUGAAUCGCCGACGCAAACGAUCAGAGUAGAACAAAGUCAAAGCGAUAGAAGCAAGAAACCUUUUCAUCCUGUUACCGUUGUUUCCAGGGUGGAUUUAGGCGGCGAACGUGUUACGAAAGUAACAGUCGGCCGCUUACAUUUUAGUGAAACAACGAGUAAUAAUAUGCGUAAGAAAGGAAAGCCAAACCCAGAUCAAAGAUAUUUUCAUUUGGUUGUUGGUCUCCAUGCUCAUACAGCGGAUCAAGCUACUUAUCAAGUCGUGGCACAUGCUUCCGAAAGAAUAAUCGUUAGGAACCAGCAACAUUUUGUACAGGCAAGUAAUCCAGGACAAUUUGAAUCUGAGGGUAGUGGCGUUGGAGCUGAAGGGGGAUGGCAAAGAGGUGCAGCAUCUGAUAGCGUUUAUCAUGCAGGCCGAGUUGGCAUUAACACGGAUAGACCAGACGAAGCUCUUGUAAUUCAUGGCAAUAUGAAGAUUACUGGUCAUAUUGUUCAACCAAGUGAUGCAAGAGCUAAACAAAAUGUUCAAGAAGUAGAUACACGGGAACAACUAAGAAAUGUACAACAGCUUCGCGUAGUAAGAUAUCGAUAUGCUCCAGAAUUUGCCUUGCAUUCAGGUUUGGGAAUAAAACCGCAAGAAGAUACAGGUGUAAUAGCUCAAGAGGUACAACAAAUUUUACCGGAAGCUGUACUUCCAGCUGGUGAUAUUGUUCUUCCCAAUGGCCAAAGGAUUGAAAAUUUUUUGGUCGUUAAUAAAGAACGAAUAUUCAUGGAAAAUGUAGGAGCUGUAAAAGAACUUUGCAAAGUAACAGACAGUUUGGAAACUAGAAUAGAUCAACUAGAAAGAAUAAACAAACGCCUUGCUAAAUUAAAAAGAGGCGACAGUCUUAAAAGUUCCGUUAGUACGGUGUCUAGUAUUUCGAGUAAUAAAUAUUCAUCGCCUACUAAUAAUAAAUCGUCUAUUCUUGGUAAAACAAAAAGGAUUGAAAGAGAGGACGAACUUCUAUGCAGUAAUAAAUUUAUACAAAUUAUUAUCGUUAUACUUAUACUGAUCAUGGCAUUUUGUCUGGUUGCAAUGGCAACAUUAUACUUUCUGGAGUAUCAAAAACGUAGUAGCCUUGAAUUGUCUACAAUGGCAAGUAAAGAUAUGGUUGCUGUGAAACCUGUUCAUCCAACCAUGUUAUCAACAACUCCAACAUAUGAUCCUAGAUUGAAUUCUUUAUUACAUAGUACAAUAUCUUCUUUAUUCACAAAACAUGGUCCAUAUACGAGAGGAUUGGACGGUGGAUUACCUUUAAAAAGUAAUUCUUUAACAACACAAUCGCCUAAUACGAAACAGCAAUUAUAUUCUCAAGAAAUAACUUCGUGGUACCCGAUAAAUCAUUCGGGGCCACAACCAAAACUCGAUAAAAAUAACGAAUUUCCUGGGAACUGGUUGAGUAAAAACGGCGCAGGUGCUAUUCCUAGUAACGUAGAUGAAAAUGAUCAAGGAACAGACGUUGAUGCAACAUCUUCGAACAAAGAUCCAAUUCCUUUAGGAAGGCCAAAUGAUUGCCCUGCACAUUUUAGUGAACUCGAAAGUCCAUGUCAGGUUUACUGUUGCUCAGCUGAAAUUCAUCAAUUGGAAGAUCCGCAACCCGAUCAUCCACCAGAGAAAAAAUCUAUUUCAGAUCAUCUGGAGCAACCUUUAAAUAUCCACGAAGAGAAGCGUAAAGUAAGCAAAGGUUUUCAAAAUGGCAUUAAUCCAUCUGAUCCUAGCACACAAACUCUCGUAAAAGAGAACAAUUACAAAUAUCUCCAUAAAAGGACAAAACGAGAAACUGUUGGUGCAGAUUGGGGAGAAGUAGCUAGUAACGCUGCAGGCUCUUUACCACCUGAACCUAAACCCCAAUUGUUUAUUGUUGCCAAAAGCUUUAAUGUCUCCUUAGAUCAACGAUAUUGCUCAGCCGCGUCACCAAAUACUCCCAACAAUAUAAGUUGUAUUAUACCGCUAUCUAAACAUAUGCCCGAUAUGCAUCUUACAUUACAUUUCCUCGGUAUGCCUUGGUUCUGGCAAACGGUGCAACAAUGUCCUGUAUCUUCAACUUCUAUUGACGAGACGAUGAUAUGUGGUUGGACUUAUACUUUACAACAACAACAAACACAGUAUAUUGAAAAUAAUAAUCAACCAGGCGAUCAAUCUUUUCCUUUAGAUGUAGCACAUUAUCUCAGGAAAACGUUAAAAUUUCGUGUACCCACUGUACAACCUCAAGAAAAUAUUUGUAAGAAUCAACAUGGUGUUGAUUAUCUAGAAUUCACAUUGCACUUUUAUCGAGACUGCAAUGAAUAAUUUGGUUACACAUUGAUAUGUUUUACUUGAUCUAGAAAGAGUGACACACAAUUUCGGUGUACAAUUUAAAAUCAAUCUCAACAGUAAGUGAUAAUAUUUACAAUAAAUCUGAUUGUAAAUCUCUCCCGUGCCUUAGCAUACUCUAUAAUUCUUUUUUUUAUCUCCUCUCUCUCUCUCUCUUUCUCUCUCUCUCUCUCUCUCUCUCUCUCUCUCUCUCUCUCUCUCUUUCUCUCUCUCAUAUUAAAAGUUUAAACAAAUAUUUAAUAAAUGGCAUAAAAUUUUGGAACAAUUUGCACAUAGUAUUUUAUAAGUAGUGAUAUAUUUUAUAUAUUUUCAUAACGAUCUAUAACAGAUGUGUCAGAUAUCAUUGUCACAGUGAAAUAUAAUUGUUCAAAACUUUUAAUUUUAAUCUAAUAGAAGUUGGAUGAUAAGUGAUGAAUGUAUGCUAAAAAAAUGAAAGUUUUAAUUUAUAAAUAUUA